This is a messenger RNA of Chionomys nivalis (European snow vole), 858 nucleotides long. It is a transcript of the gene Dnaaf19, whose product is annotated as coiled-coil domain containing 103. Gene Ontology annotation, cellular component: outer dynein arm. Bases 96 to 809 code for a protein of 237 amino acids. Gene Ontology annotation, biological process: inner dynein arm assembly; determination of left/right symmetry; epithelial cilium movement involved in extracellular fluid movement. NCBI's taxonomy places the organism in Eukaryota, Metazoa, Chordata, Mammalia, Rodentia, Cricetidae. The transcript has 4 exons. The record is from RefSeq and is a predicted model, not a curated record.
GCCGCUGUUGGGCGGGCGACACACAGGUGUUCGAACAGAUCGGGGAUUUUCCCCCAAAGCAAGGGGUUCAAGAUCGGGGCUGCUGGGCCUGAGCCAUGAAAAAAAAUGAUGCGAUCAACUUCAAGGCUUUGGAGAGAGAGCUGCAGGCUGCACUUGCUGCCGACGAGAAGUACCAAAGGGAGAACGCUGCCAAGUUAUGGGCGGUUGAACAAAGAGUGCCUUCUUAUGAGGAGUUCAGAGGUAUUGUCCUUGCAUCACACCUGAAACCUCUGGACCAGAAGGACAAGAUAAGGGGAAAAGGACUUGUGCCCUGGAACUGUCACACUACUAGGGAAAGGACUUUUGAGGAUGUGGCCACUGAAAUACCCCAGGAGACAUCACCCUUCCAGCCUGUGACCUCUGCAGAGUUUUACCGUGAUUGGCGUCGGCACCUAAGAGGUGGACCAGAGGGCUACCAAGCCCUGCUUCAGCUUGGGGGUCCCAAGCUGGGCCACCUCUUCCAGAUGGAUGUGGGCUUUGGACUUCUUGGGGAGCUGCUGGUGGCACUGGCUGAGCAUGUGAGGCUAAGUGACAGGGCGGCAGUGCUAGAGAUCCUGCACAGCUUGGCUAACACGGGGCGGUUCACCCUGAACCUGAGCCUGCUGAGCCAGGCAGAGCGCGAGAGUUGCCAGCACUUGUUUCAGAAGUUACAGGCCAUGGGCACCCCCAGACCCAUGCAGGAGGGGCUCAGCUUGGAGGAUCCAUCUGCUGGGCUACAGGGAGAGGAGGGGCUCCUACAGGCGCUGCGAGGGCUGUAUGGGCUCCACUGAUGGAACUGGCUGCCCUCAGCAUUCCCCAGUGGUCUCAGAAAGCAUUUAA